GGACUGGCUAAGCCAGCGUCGCUAGAGUCGCCACUCUCGCCAACUCUUCCAGGUUCAGAAAAGGGGGCGUUCCACGUGAUCGCUUCGCCAAGCAGGUGUGCCCUUAACAAUCUAACUCACCAAAAUAAUCCCACCCCCAACAUCCCCAACAUCAGCACUACGAAGUACAUGGCAAAGAUCGACAACAAUAUCAGCCCUACCGCUGAUAAAUCCGUACUCAUUUUCUAGCAGCGCGUGCUCUAGCUGCUGGCAUCAGCUACGACAUCUCAGCCGCUUGGUAUACCCUCAAUGCUCUCACCAUCGUCCAGGGCUUGAAUCUGGCUUCUCUCUCCCGGAUGUUGUCGAGGGCGAGCAGAUACAAGAUGGCGAAGAGCGUGUGCAUAAUCGGCGCCGGGCCCUCCGGCCUCGUAGCCGCGAAAACCUUGACGCACAACGUACUGAAGGACACCUUUCACGUGACCGUCUUCGAAGCCUCGCAUCGUAUCGGAGGUCUCUGGCCUAUCUCAAAGGUUGAUGACGGAAUGGUGAAUCCGGAUAUGUGCGUCAAUCAAAGUAGACAUACAGUGAGUUUCAGUGAUUUUGCGUGGGAGGAGGGGAAGGCGAGUUUUCCGAAGGCGUGGGAGGUGGGGGAGUACCUGGAGAGGUAUCGGGAGAGGUAUGGAGUGAGCAUUAGGUUGAAGACACGGGUCGUGGGAACGGAGAUAGAGGAGGAGAGGUGGAAGGUGAGAGUCAGGGAGGACGAGGAGUAUGAGAAAACCUACGAUUUUGAUCACUUGAUCAUCGCUACAGGUUUCUUCGGGAAACCCAAGAUCCCUAAAAUCUUCGACGGCCUCAAUGUUCCGAUCUGGCACAGUUCCAAGGUUCGGGAUGUCAAAGGUCUCCUGACCGAGGGAGGUAGCAAGCCCCCGGCCCCUGGGAAGAACAUCGUCGUUGUUGGAGGUCAGAUGUCUGGAGUUGAAACAGCUGGGUCACUUGCUUUUGAGAUAUCUUCAGUUGCCAAUACCCCAGGAAUACCUGCUUUCCCUGACCCAGAGAAGUAUAUCGUUUGCAAUGUUGUGCAGAAGCCUGUCUGGGUUAUGCCACUUUUCUUUCCCAAAAACCCAGAUGUCGAAGUCUCUGAAGGGGAUGCGAUUACGAAGAAAAAGAACCCCUCCCCCACAAUUUUGCCCCUAGACCUUGUCAACUACAAUCUCUCUUGGCGACCACCAGGCCCCAUUCAGAACACAUCAGGCCACGUCAGCCCGGAGGGCGCUCAAAUGGUCCACGGCUUCAUGGAAACAUAUAUUGGAACCGACCAAGCAGACCUAGGUGCAGACCUAUCAAUGACGGGAGACAUCCGCUCAGAACCGCCAUUACUUGCAUGCAGCGACCAUUACACCGAGUUCGUCCGGCACAAGAAGAUCCAAACCAUCAGCGGGAGAGUCAGCCGAGCUUCUUCACCAAAUUCAAUCAAGAUUUCAGACAGCUCCGGAAACCUCUCACAGAUCUCAGACAUAGCAGCAAUCGUCUGCGCAACUGGCUUUGAUGCUUCCGCCUCCCUUUCGUUCCUCCCAUCAGACAUCCUGGAAACAUUGCAAUUCUCACACACAAGCGACGAAUUCCCACUUGCUCUCAACAUCCACUCCACAAUCUCCCGCAAAGUCCCAUCAUUAGGAUUCGUAGGUUUCUAUCGCAGCCCCUACUGGGGCGUCAUGGAAAUGCAAGCCCGUUUCCUCUCCGCCCUCUGGUCCGGUGAUGCGAAAGCCGCCAAGGCGCUCGAGGAUGACAUAACCAUUGAUUCCAUGCUGAAACUGAGGACUGAUCCAAGAAGAGCCCAGUUUCCGAUGGGCGAUUACGCUUACCUCAUGGAAUCUUUCGCCUCCAUGCUCUCCAUCAGUCGCCAAGAACCCCCAAGCACCUCCCCAGACGUGAAAACGGGAAUCGUUCUACCUCCAAGAUAUUUACCUGAUUCCGCCUCUCUCGAACAGAAGAAUGAGGCCAAGACUGCACUCGAGAUCAUUGAUCGCAUUUUCUCGGACUCCGCAAACCAAGGCAAGUUCGUAGCGCGUGCUGUUUUCAGAGCGCUGCAAGGGUUUUGGCACUUGGAGAGGAAGAUCAGUUCAAGACUGGAUACGUUUCCGAGUGGGAGUUUGAGUGGGAAGGCGAGCUUUCUGCCGCGAUAUCCGACCAAGAAAGAUGCUGAAAUGGAAUAUCUUUAUUUUGAGGAGGGUGAAUUCAGGCCGAGUUGGGGCGGGACGAUGUCUGCGAAAAGAAGUUAUGUAUACCAUUACAGCGAAUCAACAGACAAAAUCGACGUCUGGUUCGCGAAGCCGGACUAUAAAACGUCUGACUACUUUUUCCACGAGCUAGAGUUCCUUAUUUCGGAGAAAGAGGGAGAGCUGCAGCCAUGGAGGGCGAAGUCGAGUCACUUGUGUAUCGAAGAUUUGUAUAAUGUUACUUAUGAGUUCAGCUUCUCAGGCACAACGCUCGCGAAGUGGACGAGUAGGUACGAAGUCAAAGGGCCGAAGAAAGAUUAUGUCAUUGAGAAUGUGUAUACGAGACCCGUAUAGAAGCUAGGCUAGAAUAGAGCUAGAUGCCAAUCGAGAUCUGUGUUUUGGCCAUCUCUUGUUUUCAGUAAUUUGCAGGACACGGCCGAAUGGCUCGGAUCAAAAG
Molecule: messenger RNA, 2652 nt
Organism: Hyaloscypha bicolor E
Lineage: Eukaryota; Fungi; Ascomycota; Leotiomycetes; Helotiales; Hyaloscyphaceae
Product: flavin-containing monooxygenase-like protein
Exons: 6
Coding region: 336-2549 (737 amino acids)
Molecular function (GO): oxidoreductase activity
Source: RefSeq, a predicted model, not a curated record